Mercurialis annua (annual mercury) is the source of this 2237-nucleotide messenger RNA. RefSeq names its product casein kinase 1-like protein 3. Lineage: Eukaryota; Viridiplantae; Streptophyta; Magnoliopsida; Malpighiales; Euphorbiaceae. The transcript has 14 exons. Gene Ontology annotation, molecular function: ATP binding; protein serine/threonine kinase activity. Gene Ontology annotation, cellular component: nucleus; cytoplasm. The record is from RefSeq and is a predicted model, not a curated record. Gene Ontology annotation, biological process: signal transduction; peptidyl-serine phosphorylation; endocytosis. Bases 230 to 1510 code for a protein of 426 amino acids.
AUUCACAGCCACGUCUGUCAAACCAUUCUCUUUCUGUGUGUCUGCUCUUCUGUACUAUUAUACAAAACUGCUCCUUCUCCUCUAUUUCCGCCUUCAAUUCUUCACAGAAUUCCAAAAUUACCCUCCUCAGUCGUCUUCUCUCCGAUUUCUACUUCCAGAUCAUAUCAAAUCUCUGUUCGUUUUGAUUAUUUUUAUGGUUUUUAGAUUCGAUUUAGUGGAUUAACUUCUCAUGGAACGGAUCGUCGGUGGAAAAUAUAAGCUCGGCCGUAAGAUCGGCAGUGGUUCCUUCGGUGAAAUCUUUCUAGCUACUCAUAUCGAUACUUUUGAAAUCGUUGCUGUUAAGAUCGAGAACAGUAAAACAAAGCAUCCGCAAUUGCUCUACGAAGCUAAAUUGUAUAAUCUUCUUCAAGGAGGCAGUGGUAUUCCUAACAUAAAAUGGUCCGGUGGCGAUGGCGAGGACAACGUACUAGUUCUUGAUUUGCUUGGACCUAGUCUUGAAGAUUUAUUUGUGUAUUGUGGGAGGAAAUUCUCGUUAAAGACAGUGUUAAUGUUAGCUGAACAAAAGCUUUCAAGGAUAGAGUUUGUGCAUUCUAAAGGGUUUCUGCAUAGGGAUAUCAAACCUGAUAAUUUCCUUAUGGGUCUUGGUCGUAAAGCAAAUCAGGUCUACGUAAUUGAUUUUGGCCUUGCAAAAAGAUAUCGUGACGCCACAACUCAUCGUCAUAUUCCUUAUAGGGAGAACAAAAACUUGACGGGAACUGCACGUUAUGCCAGUUGCAACACUCACCUUGGAAUUGAGCAAAGUCGGAGAGACGAUUUGGAGUCACUUGGAUAUGUAUUGUUAUAUUUUCUGCGCGGAAGCCUUCCAUGGCAGGGUUUGAAAGCUGCCACGAAGAAGCAAAAAUAUGAUAAAAUUUGUGAAAAGAAAUUGUCAACUCCUAUUGAGGUUCUUUGCAAAUCUCAUCCAGUGGAGUUUGCUUCAUACCUACAUUACUGCCACUCGCUGACAUUUGAUCAGCGACCUGAUUAUGGAUUUUUAAAACGCCUGUUUCGAGAUUUGUUUGCCCGUGAAGGAUAUGAAUUUGAUUAUGUGUUUGAUUGGACCAUUAUAAAGUACCAGCAGGCACAAAAGAACAGAAAUCAACCUCGUAUAUCUCCAGUUCCUGGAGCAAGCAGCAGUCACAUUGUGUCAGCGGAUAUGGAGAAUCAUCAAGGAAGCAAUAAUGCUCCAUAUUCUACUGAUCUCAUAAGAUCUGCUGGUCCUGGUGUACACAUGCAGUUUAAAUCAGCAAUAGGAAAGAAUUUGAGCUCUGAUAAGCAUGUCGAUAACAAUGUUGUAAAUGAUGUGCGCAUCCCCUCCACCUCAUUUUCACUUGCUGGUACCUCAAAAAGAAAUGCACCAAAACCUGUUCUGCCCGAUGAAGCUGCAAAUCCUAGUCAGGGGCCCAGCAGCAGAAUUGGUCCUUCAAGUAGCUGGAUUUCUUCCUUGCAACGAAUACAUUCUUCCAAGUGAUCACUGUGGUAAUUUUUCUUACAAUGUGUUACCAGUGGGUAAAGUGGGAUACAUAUUUAUGGAAGCUAUGCUGUGUCAUGUUUAACAGUACGGGUGACAAACUGUUGUGCAUCAUGUCUUAGCAAUGGAUCGAUGCCAGACGAAUUUAGUGAUACAUCUAUUGGAGGCAGCAAAACUUUCAGUUACCGUUGUCACGCUUUCAGCUGUAUAUCUGUUAAGAAGUUUCCAGUGAUGCAUUUAAGGGGCUCCGUUGUGCUUUAUUCCUCUCCCAGAAGCAGCUGACUUUUUUGUCUUAAGGUGAAUUCAAACACAUUGGUUAGUCUGGAAUGCUAACUACCCAAAGUUGAGACUCUGUGCUGUACAUAAUUGUCAUGAAUGGCUCAUACAAAUACUGUAUUUAUGGUUCAUGUAAUGUGAAGCUUUUCCCCCCCCCUUUCCUCAACUUCUCACCUGGAGACAUAAUUUCUCUCCACCAAACCUUGUUUGUCGAGAUUUUUUUUUAUUAAUAUUGUUGUUAGCUUCGAUAAGGUUAUAACUUUGGGGUGUACUAUCUUGUUGUCAUGGUGGUGGCCUAAUGGGACUAGGCAUCUGUUGUGUACUAUCUUCUUUCUGCUAUUCUCAUUUCAGAUCCCGUUAAGGAGUGUUACGGGUGUACUAUUUAUAUUUAUAUUGUCCUCAGUUUAUGGAAGUUUUGCUGUGAAAAUGAGGAAAAUUGUCUUUACUACUA